UCAAUAUUUAUGCACGCGCUCACUUAAUUGUCAGCUGGUGGAGUGCGCGAGAAGACGCACGGGGGGGCGAGAGAGCGAGUUCCUCGACUGUGAAAGGAAGCUCUCGCGUGCAGAGCUGAAGUUUCUCUGACUGCAGGUGUCCCGCGAGCGCAGAGGAGCCACGAGGGAUUUACUGACCGCUGUAUCGAUAGCUUCUAGUUCAAGGAUGGAUCGAUGGAGCCCGGUGCGCGAGACCUGGCUGCUGUGGCUGCUCGUGACGGUGUUUUACACCUCGUAUGCAGCUGAUCCUAUUGACAUCCUGAAGGUCCUGGAGCUGUCAGAGAACAUGGAGGGCGUGUCAUUGGAGUCGGGACUUUGCACCAGCAGGGAAGGACGAGAGGAGACUGACCUGUCCUAUAAGAUCGACAAGAAGAUUCAACUGAGCGCACCCACAAAGCAACUCUUCCCUGAUUCACCGUUCCCUACGAAUUUCUCUGUGAUGACGACAGUGAGAGCUGUGAAGGGCUCGCAGGCUUUUCUCCUCUCUUUGUAUGACUCGCAGGGAACGCAGCAGCUGGGUGUGGAGGUCGGUCGUUCUCCUGUCUUCCUCUAUGAGGACCACGAGGGUCAGCCCCCACCUGAACUCUACCCCACCUUUAGAAAGAUCCACCUGGCUGAUGGCAAGUGGCACCGAGUCGCCUACAGUGUGGAGGGUCAGUCUGUGACCCUGUACCUGGACUGUGUCAAAGUGGACACCCUGGACCUGCUCAGAGGUUUUGAUCCCCACGUCAGCACCGAUGGAGUAACUGUGUUCGGGACAAGACUGCUGGAUGAAGGCGUGUUUGAGGGAGAGAUCCAGCAGUUGCUGAUUGUUGAAGACCCCAGGGCAGCAGAGACCUACUGUCAGGACUUCAUCCCAGACUGUUACGCACCUUUGCCCUACAACACCAUUCUAGAAGAGCCGGAGGAGGUGGAGAGGGUCCCUAAGAAACCCAUGGUCCAAGAGUUUGAGGAGUUUGACUACAGCGAUCUCUAUGAAGACCUCUCUAUUUCCACAGUGACAACAGGCCCGAACGUCACCGAGUAUGAGAUCAUCGAGUACGAAGACUAUGACAACACUACAGAUUACUACCACGUGAAUGAGUAUGAAUAUGAGGAAGAGUAUGACGACCGCUACGGACCAGCUGAGAGAGAACGGGAGGUGUCUCUUCACGCAGAGGAUUUACCAGAAAAAGGACAGAAAGGAGAGCCAGGCCUGCUGGGACCGGGAACACAGAUCACAGGACCACAUGGGCCUCCAGGACCUGAGGGAGAGCCAGGACCUCCUGGAGUCACAGGACCCGUCGGACCACGAGGAGACCCCGGGGAGCUGGGCCCUCCAGGGCGGCCAGGCCUUAACGGGGCUGAUGGGAUACCAGGACCCCCGGGAAACAUCAUGCUCAUACCGUUCCAGUCAGGUGGCGAUCCAAAGACUGGUACUGUAGUUUCUGCACAGGAGGCUCAGGCUCAGGCCAUCCUACAGCAGACUAAGCUUGCUAUGAAAGGACCUCCAGGGCCACUCGGCCUCAGAGGACGACCCGGACCACUGGGUUCACCUGGUCCGUCUGGACUAAAGGGUUCAAAUGGAGAUAUGGGCCCAGCGGGUCCUCCAGGGCUGCCUGGUAUCCCGGGUCAGAAUGGACGAAUUGGGAAAAGGGGGCGAGCGGGUGGUGACGGAGGCCGUGGUGCAAUCGGAGAGACCGGAGCAAAGGGGGAUAGAGGCUUUGACGGCCUGCCGGGUCUUCCUGGAAACAAAGGACAUAAAGGGGAUAGAGGGAAACCAGGGCCUGCGGGGCCUGCUGGAGAGCCAGGAGAGAAGGGUUCUGAGGGGCCAACCGGGCCAAGAGGACAACCAGGGGAUGCUGGUUCCAGAGGUCUGAAUGGUCCCAGAGGCCGUCCUGGACCCCCAGGCCAGAUUGGAAUUCGUGGAGUUGAUGGUGUUCAGGGUUCAAAAGGAAACAUAGGACCUCCAGGAGACGUCGGAGCACCAGGACAGCAGGGAAACCCUGGGAUUGUGGGCUUUCCUGGUCCUCAAGGGUUAGUUGGACUCCCAGGAGAGAAGGGGCCUCAAGGAAAGAAAGGGAUGCCUGGUUUACCUGGAAAUGAUGGUCCCCCUGGUCACCCUGGAAGAGAAGGGACACCAGGUGAAAAAGGACUGCCGGGUCCUGUAGGAGUGCAGGGUCCUGUUGGAUACCCUGGACAACGAGGAGUUAAGGGAGCAGAUGGAAUCAGAGGACUGAAGGGGAGCAAAGGUGAAAAGGGAGAGGACGGUUUCCCAGGGGCCAAAGGUGAGAUGGGAGCAAAGGGAGACGUUGGAGAUAAUGGGCCUACAGGUGGUCGAGGUGAAGAUGGACCUGAGGGGCCAAAAGGUCAGACGGGUCCUCAAGGGGAUGCUGGUCCCCCUGGUAUUGCUGGAGAAAAGGGUAAACUAGGAGUUCCUGGGCUGCCAGGGUAUCCAGGGCGGCAGGGACCAAAGGGUUCUGAUGGAUUUCCUGGUGUUCUGGGAGCUGGGGGAGAGAAAGGAAAGAAAGGUCCUGCAGGACAGCCAGGAGGAGCAGGCCAGAGGGGUCCAAAUGGUGCACGGGGUGCCAGAGGAGCAAGAGGGCCUACGGGGAAACCAGGAGAAAAGGGCUCUUCAGGAAAUGAUGGACCCCCAGGAUCUCCUGGAGAGAGAGGACCCUCAGGGCCGCAAGGAAGGAACGGAGAGCCAGGACCUAAAGGAGGAACGGGUCCUGCUGGGAAGGACGGGCUUCCAGGUCACCCAGGUCAGAGAGGAGAGCCGGGAUUCCAAGGGAAGACGGGCCCUCCAGGACCCUCAGGUGUUGUGGGGCCUCAGGGUAAAUCAGGUGAACCUGGUCCAACAGGAGACAGAGGUCAUCCAGGAGCACCAGGAGUACCUGGAGAGCACGGUUUACCUGGACCUGCUGGGAAGGAAGGAGGAAAGGGUGAUCCAGGAUUACCGGGGACAUCAGGAAAGAGCGGUCCUACAGGACUUAAGGGGUUCAGAGGCAGCAGAGGAGCUCCAGGAGUUAUGGGACCCCCAGGUCUAAAAGGAGGAUCAGGUCCAAAUGGAAUCGCAGGAGCUUUAGGGCCGUCAGGUGAAAGGGGCCCUCCAGGACCAGCUGGUGCCAUCGGACAGCCUGGUCGGGCUGGAGCAAUUGGAGGACCUGGACCAAUGGGAGAGAAGGGCGAGCCUGGUGAGAAGGGCCCGAUCGGUCCAGCUGGUCAGGAUGGAGAUCAGGGACCUGUUGGGUUGCCUGGGGCGACGGGCCCCGCAGGACCUCCGGGAGACGAUGGGGAUAAGGGAGAGCAGGGAGAACCUGGGCAGAAAGGCAGCAAAGGAGACAAAGGAGAAUCAGGACCUGCAGGACCCACCGGCACCCAGGGGGUGGUUGGUCAGCCAGGACUUCCAGGUGUAGAUGGGCUGGUGGGUCCCCGGGGACAGCAGGGGAUGUACGGUCCAAAAGGAGAUGAAGGACCCCGUGGCUUCAAGGGCUCUAGAGGACCGAUUGGCUUACAGGGUAUGCCUGGUCUGCCAGGAGAGAAGGGUGAGAGUGGACAUGUGGGGCUGAUGGGUCCACCUGGUCAACAAGGCCCUAAUGGUCCUCAAGGCCCUAUUGGAGGACAGGGUCCCAACGGUCGACCUGGGAUGAUCGGACAGCCCGGUGGUGUUGGAGAGAAGGGGGAAGACGGUGAGGCAGGUGACCCUGGUUCAGUCGGUAUUCCGGGGAGGCCGGGAGAAAAAGGAGACCAAGGGGAGAAGGGAGAUACAGGCCCUUCAGGAGCAGCUGGUCCUCCAGGAGCAAGGGGCCAGACAGGAGAGGACGGAGCCAAGGGCAAUGCUGGUCCCAUUGGUCUCACCGGGGACCUUGGACAGCAGGGAGAGGCUGGACCCAAUGGGAUAGACGGCCUGCCCGGAUCUAAAGGAGACACAGGAGACCCUGGAAAAUCUGGACCUCCAGGAGCGCCUGGGGAACCUGGACCACCUGGACCUCCAGGGCGAAGGGGGCACUUGGGAAAACCAGGGAAGGAGGGAAAAGCUGGCCUCAAAGGAGCAAAGGGUGCUCCUGGUUUGGAGGGUCCCAUUGGUAAGACAGGGCCUGUAGGAGCACAGGGACACCCAGGAAAGCCUGGACCUCAAGGUUUAAGAGGCAUCCCCGGCCCUGCAGGAGAGCAGGGACUAAACGGACCACCAGGCCAGACAGGACCCCCAGGACCCAUGGGUCCUCCAGGAUUACCAGGACUGAAGGGAGACCACGGAAAGAAGGGAGACAAAGGUCACGGGGGUCUAAUAGGACUGAUCGGGCCACCAGGAGACAUGGGGGAGAAGGGCGACAGAGGACUACCAGGAAACCAGGGACUACCGGGUCCAAAAGGAGACGAGGGUCCAGUUGGUCCCCCGGGUCCUCACGGUCCUCCUGGCCCCACUGGUCUUUCUGGUGCCAUUGGUGCAAAGGGUUCUAAAGGAAACCAGGGUCCCAUUGGUCCAAGAGGAGACAAUGGGCCUGCUGGACCUCCAGGACCACCAGGGUUGCCAGCAGCCGGGAUAUCCCCUCUGCCAGAGCGAGGACGAAGGAGGAGAACCCACAGUUCGGUGGAUGGUGCUGCACUUGAAGAGGAGGAGGCGGUAGAUGGAGGAGAGGAGGGCUGGAUACAGGGAGACCAGGCAGGGCAGGACGGGUGGAUGAAGGAGAAGGACGGUAAAGGCAUGGAGGAGGUGUUUGCAUCUCUGUCCUCUAUGAAAGUAGAGGUGGAGGGUCUGCGUAACCCACAGGGGACGUACCACAGCCCAGCCCGCACAUGCAAGGAGCUCUGGCUCCUCCACCCAGGCCUCCCCAAUGGUGAAUACUGGAUAGAUCCGAACCAGGGUUGCCAUAGAGACUCCUUCAAGGUGUUCUGUAACUUCACGGCACAGGGAGAGACGUGUCUGUACCCUGACAAGAAGUUUCAGUCUGUGAAGUUAGCAGCCUGGAAAGGAGAAAAGCCUGGUUCCUGGUACGGCACAUUCAGGAAAGGAAAACAGUUCUCAUACUCGGGGUCUGAUGGCGUUCCAGUCCACAUCGUCCAGUUGACCUUCUUACAGCUGCUGAGCGCGACAGCCAAACAAACCUUUACUUAUCACUGCCUUAACUCUGCCGCCUGGCUGCAUUCUGCCACCUUCAGCCAUGAGCAUGCACUGCGCUUCAGAGGCAGCGACGGGGAGGAGCUGACACACGAGAACACACAUUACAUCAGUGCGCUGUACGACGGGUGUCAGACGCGCUCAGGACAAGAGAGGACAGUGUUGGAAUUUGACGCUCCGCUCUCCAACACGCUCCCUAUCAUCGACAUUGCUGUUUCUGAUUUUGGAAAGGGGAGCCAGAAAUUUGGUUUCCAAGUUGGCCCGGUCUGCUUCAACGGUUAACGAUGCAAAGGGGCGGGGCCUAAACAGGAGUUAUUUAAAAGGAAUAAAAGAGCCAUGGACACUUUCUACAUGCAGGGAGAAAACUACGUUCAAGACUCACCUGGCGCAAAAUAUUUAUAAGUUGUUUUACCUACAACAGUGUUUUUCUGUCUUUGCAUUCAUUCUUUUUUACACAGACAAUCACCUCUUAAAUCUUUUUAUCUCAACUUUUCUCACAUCAUCCUCAAAAACAUUGCAUUGACCGUGAACUGUAUCAUUAGUUUCUUUUCCGUCAUCCCUCUUAACAGAGCGAGGGGCGCUCCCACAGUUUAAUCUAUUUCUGUCACACAUUUAUUGAUCCAUGCACUCAAUUCUCAUCAACACGCAGGCCUCUGGAUAUCAUGCUCAGUGAAUCAUCUUGAAAAUACAGGAACAGCACAUUUCAGGCACAUUCACUUGCCAUGCAGUUCUGUGUCAUCACCAAACCUCAAUUGUUGUGUUUAUUUUUGUUUGUUGUUGUCAUUUUGUUGUUAUUAUUAACUGUAAUGUGAUGUAUAUUGGAGUGUAAUUCAUCACGGUGCUAUUAUGUAGCUCCUUACAGGAGUACAUGUCUUUGUAAAGGGAACUGGGGCAGUGCAUUUUUUAUAUUGUGAAUCCAUGUUUUGUGUUUUUUCAACAUUUCAAACCAAACUGUGGUACAUGAUUGCCUCAUUGUCUUUCUAUGCAUAG
This is a messenger RNA of Cheilinus undulatus (humphead wrasse), 6130 nucleotides long. It is a transcript of the gene col5a3b, whose product is annotated as collagen, type V, alpha 3b. Gene Ontology annotation, molecular function: extracellular matrix structural constituent. NCBI's taxonomy places the organism in Eukaryota, Metazoa, Chordata, Actinopteri, Labriformes, Labridae. The coding region runs from base 206 to 5422 and encodes 1738 amino acids. The record is from RefSeq and is a predicted model, not a curated record. The transcript is spliced from 66 exons.